GGGCCGGCCGAAAGGGGCGUCGCCGCCGCCGCCAUCGCCAUGGCCGGUUGUUGUCAGUCCCUGGCAGCGGGUUAUGGCGACGGCGGUGAAUGAAUUCUCCGGGUGGCCGAGGGAAGAAGAAGGGCUCAGCCGGCUCCAGUUCCGUGCCUCCGACCGCCGGCGCCUCUCCCUCCUCGCCGCCCGGGCCGGCGCCCCCCGUGCCGCCGGCGGGGGCGGCGGCGGCGGCGUCCCCGCACAAGCGGAACCUGUACUACUUCUCGUACCCGCUCUUCGCCGCCUUCGCCCUGCUCCGCUUCGUGGCCUUCCAGCUCGGGCUGCUCUUCGCCUGGCUCUGCGAGCGCCUCUCCCGCGGCGCCCUCAUGGCCGCCAAGGGCAGCAGGGCCGGGGCCGGCGACGCGCCCGAGCCCGGUGGGGCGCCCGAGACGGUGCGGGCGUGCCACAAGCGGGCCUUCGAGUGCAUCUCCAUGGCUCUGCGCAUCGACGAGGACGAGACAGCAGGACAAAAGGAACAAGCUGUUGAAUGGUAUAAGAAAGGAAUUGAAGAACUGGAAAAAGGAAUAGCUGUCUUAGUAAUUGGUCAAGGUGAUCAGUGUGAACGGGCUCGACGUCUCCAAUCUAAAAUGAUGACAAAUUUGGCAAUGGCCAAGGAUCGGUUGCAGCUUUUAGAGAAGCUGCAGGCAGUUUUGCAAAUUUCCAAGCCGCAAAUGGAGGUCUAUAAUGACAGUACUAACCUGGCAUGCCGCAAUGGACAUCUCCAGUCAGAAAGUGGAGCAGUUCCAAAAAAGAAGGACCCCCUAACACACACAAGUAAUUCCCUUCCUCGCUCAAAGACUGUUGCAAAAUCCGGAUCCACAGGCCUUUCAGGUCACCACAGAACGCCCAGCUACAGUGGGGUAUCAUCAUCUGUGUCUAGACCAGCACCUAAUCCUACACCUUCAGCUCACAAGGCUGCCCCUAAAAAUAGCAGAACCAAUAAGCCUUCUACUCCUACCACUGCUCCUCGAAAAAAGAAAGACACAAAGAUAUUUAGAAAUGUGGACAGCAAUCUUGCUAAUCUUAUCCUAAAUGAAGUUGUUGAUAGUGGGCCAGCUGUCAAAUUUGAUGACAUUGCAGGGCAGGAGCUGGCUAAACAAGCUUUGCAAGAAAUUGUUAUCCUUCCUUCUCUUAGACCUGAGUUAUUUACAGGUCUGAGAGCUCCUGCACGUGGUUUAUUGCUGUUUGGCCCACCAGGAAAUGGGAAGACCAUGUUGGCCAAAGCAGUUGCUGCAGAAUCAAAUGCUACUUUCUUUAACAUCAGUGCAGCGAGUCUGACUUCAAAAUAUGUGGGUGAAGGGGAGAAACUGGUGCGUGCUCUAUUUGCAGUAGCCAGAGAACUUCAACCUUCUAUAAUUUUUAUUGAUGAAGUUGAUAGCCUUUUGUGUGAAAGACGAGAAGGUGAACAUGAUGCUAGCAGGCGUCUAAAAACAGAAUUUUUAAUAGAAUUUGAUGGUGUGCAGUCUUCUGGAGAGGACAGAAUACUUGUGAUGGGAGCAACAAACAGGCCUCAGGAGCUUGAUGAUGCUGUUCUCAGACGCUUCACCAAACGGGUAUAUGUGUCUUUACCAAACGAGGAGACAAGAUUGAUUUUGCUAAAAAAUCUUCUAAGCAAGCAAGGAAGUCCAUUAACCCAAAAAGAGUUGGCUCAACUAGCUAGAAUGACAGAUGGAUACUCUGGAAGUGACCUAACUGCAUUAGCGAAGGAUGCAGCACUAGGCCCCAUUCGAGAAUUAAAACCAGAACAGGUGAAGAACAUGUCUGCCAGUGAGAUGAGAAAUAUCAAACUGUCGGACUUCACAGAAUCUCUGAAGAAGAUCAAGCGCAGUUUGAGCCCUCAGACCCUGGAAGCGUACAUUCGCUGGAACAAGGACUUUGGAGAUACCACCGUGUGAGACACUGCUUGAAGUGAAACACUGCUGCCUGGGGAGCAGCUGCUGCAGAAAACUGGGAAGCAGCCAGAGUUUACAGGACUUUACAGAUAUUUAAAUAUCUGCAUUAAAACUUGAGAUUAAGAGAAAAUUAUACAAUGUGAAAUGUGUUCAUCAUCAAAGCCUCCUUGGCAUUUAGUGAGGAUUUACACACUGUAAGAAAGAGCACAACAGGACUUGAGAUAAGUAAGAUUCCUAGCAAUCUGAUUCUGGUUUGAACAUUAAUAUAUGUAUAUUGUUUCUGCUACAAGUCUCUGAUGAUAUUGAUCAUUGGAGGACCUUUCCCUUUGUUGUGUGUUUUUUUGUUUUUAAUUUUGCCAUGACGUUGAUGAACAAUGAACUUGGAACAAUGGUGUUCAAUUUGAGGUUUGUAAACUGCAGUACAUUUUUUUGACUUUUUUUAUCCUUAAUGUGCCAAAUAAAACAAUUUCCCUGUGCAGAGUGGAAGAACAGCAUUGGGGAAUUACGAUUAUUAAAAUGUUAAAAGUAGCUGGUCUGUUAUUUUUUGUCUUUUUAUUUUGUUGUAAUGUGACUGAAUUGUUCACAGGACAGGUUUAAAGAAGACCUUUGAUAGCAGAACAGCAAAAAACUCCAACCUUAUAAAACCAACUCAAACUGCCUUUUAAAAGAAAAAUUACUAAAUAAAAGAAUAAACUGAGAUACUCAUUUACUGGCAGUAUUUUCUCUUAAUGCAUUUUGUAACGCUUUCAUUGGUAGAAUGUUAGCUUAUGCUUACAGUGUAUAACUUGAGCCCAGCUGAUGUUUGAGAGAGUAGGUGAUGCUAAUUGUUGAGUUUCAGAAAUGACGUGUUUCUACUCUGUAUUUUGGUCUGUUUAUGAUAAUUGAAAGUAAAAUUUCCAUUGUGAUAAUUUUUUUAAUCUCUACAUGUAAGCAUUAAAACAUGAGGCAACAUGUUUAAUACAUAGCACACAUUAAUGUUUUUAUAGCUUUCAUAUGUUUCAGUUUAUAUAUUAAAGUAUGAAACACUCAACUGAUCUGCUUUUUUAAAAAGAAACUGCAUCUUUGUACAAAUACUUGUUUUUAUUAUAUAAAUGACAAGCUAUUAAAAAAAAAAAAAACAAACUCUUAAAUGAUAGCCUUUAAAUACCAUAAUAAAGGAAAGCAUUUUUGCCUUUACUUCUAAAGGCCCAACAUCUUGUUUACAAAUUCUACACAGAUUAAACACAGAUGUUUGCAAGGCAGAACACUAGUUCCUUGUUAAAGCAGGUUUGUGGGUUGUUGAGUUCUUUGCUUUUUGGUUGGUUUGGUUUUUUUUUUAUACACCUCUCCCAACUUAGUGAUACUGCAAAAAUGCAUAUUGUUUACUGUUGUUUUAAUGACAAUGAGUUGUAAGUGUUAUUUGCUUUUGGUCUUAACAGAAAA
Onychostruthus taczanowskii (white-rumped snowfinch) is the source of this 3347-nucleotide messenger RNA. RefSeq names its product spastin (gene SPAST). The coding region runs from base 90 to 1928 and encodes 612 amino acids. Lineage: Eukaryota; Metazoa; Chordata; Aves; Passeriformes; Passeridae. Gene Ontology annotation, cellular component: microtubule cytoskeleton. The record is from RefSeq and is a predicted model, not a curated record. The transcript is spliced from 17 exons. Gene Ontology annotation, molecular function: ATP hydrolysis activity; microtubule severing ATPase activity; ATP binding.